Molecule: messenger RNA, 1698 nt
Organism: Plectropomus leopardus (leopard coralgrouper)
Lineage: Eukaryota; Metazoa; Chordata; Actinopteri; Perciformes; Serranidae
Source: RefSeq, a predicted model, not a curated record
UCAUGUAUUUUCCAAACCAAAAAGAUGGAAAAAAAGGCUGAGCUGCAGAAACAAUUGCAGAAGACGCGAGAGGAAGCGGACGCGUGGUCGGCGGUUUUGACUCCGUCAGAGGAAGUGAUGAAAGGACUGAGGAGUCAAAGAGACGAGCUGAGUCUGCAGCUGGAAGAGAUGGAGAGAGAGAGGGAGGAGAACAAGAAAAAGGUUCAGUCAGUGGAGAAAGAGAUAGACGAGAGAGAGAGAGAAAAGGCCACCGACAAAACAGAAGGAUACCUGAGAGAAAAACAAAACCUUUUCAGCGCUCAGUGGAAACUGGAGAAGAGAAAAGAAGAACUGGAGAAACAGCAGCUCAACACAGAAAAACUUCUGCAGAAAACAGAAAGUUUAACGGCAACAAUAAAAGAGAGGAAGCGAGGAGUCGAGAACCACAUGGAGCUGAUUCACCUGCAUUUAGAGGAGUUAGAAAAUCAGCAUGACCUGUUAAACUCACCGUAACUGAUGGCAGCAAGACCUGGCCCUCAUUACAGUAAUACUCUUUUCAGCACUCUCUGUUUCCUUUUUUUUUUUUAACUUUUUUUGGCAUAUUUUCAGGUAAUUUGUUGUAACUUCUUUAACUUUGGGGCUUUUUUAUCACAAAUUUUUGGGCCACAUCUUGUUAAGCUGAUGCCACUAGCUGUCCUUUUUUUAAAAAUGUACUUUUACAAAGAUUUGCUUCCUUCCUCUGUAAUAAUUCACAAUGUAUACACACAAUAUAUAUAUAUAAAAUCCUUGAUUUUAUUUUUCCUACAUUAUUUUUUUCUUUCAAAAUAAAAGCAGCAGAUCCAGCUGAGGCUUUUGUUUUUGUAUUUUAUGAAACCUAUGAACAGGAAAAUUACAGUCAAUGUAAAAUUACAAAUUUCAUGAACAUUAAACUAAAAAUGUCUCCCCUCUUUAGUUAAAAUAAAGUGGUUAAAACGGAUGUUUUCUGCAUAACUGUGCAGUGUGUACAUAGUGAAAAGUUGUGAUAUUAAACAGUUGAAUCUUGUCCAGUUAUUCAUUAACUAACGACAUACAAUCCAAAUAUUGACAUCAGAGUAGCAACCAAUGACAUUAAUAAAGGACUUUGGCCACACAGAAUUUUUAGUUUCGGGGGAGAACUGACUCCGAAAUACAACAGAACUCCAGGAUGCUUCCUCUGAUUUUUGGGCGCUUCUUUAAACUUGGCUCCUUCUGUGGUUUGGUUUUCCAGCACAUUUUGAUUCUUCUUCUUCUUCUAAUGGACUCUUAUUCAGGCCAGUCUCAGGGGCUUGGACCUUCAAAAACAAGAGUGACCUUAGUUGGUAAAGACAUUAUCCUGCCAUGCCACCUGGAGCCUGCCCUGGACGCCGUUUCUAAGAGUGUGGAGUGGGGUAGACUCGACCUGGAACCCAGAUUUGUCCACGUGUGGCACGAAAGUCAAAACAUUUUGGUCAACCAAAACCCGUCUUACAGAGGAAGGACAUCGAUGUCCGCUGAGAAACUGAAGCACGGAGACCUCUCGCUGACUCUCUCUGCGGUCAAACACUCUGAUAACGGAAAAUAUAGAUGCUACUUUCCCUCGCAGGACGAAGAAUCCAUCGUUGAGCUUGUUGUUGGUUCUGUCUCCUCGCCGCUCAUAGCAGACGUGAGUUUAAACAGCAGCAGACUGGUUCUGCAGUGUGAGUCUGCAGGCUGGUAUCCAGA